Messenger RNA from Tricharina praecox, 4725 nucleotides. RefSeq lists its product as uncharacterized. The coding region runs from base 153 to 4517 and encodes 1454 amino acids. NCBI's taxonomy places the organism in Eukaryota, Fungi, Ascomycota, Pezizomycetes, Pezizales, Pyronemataceae. The record is from RefSeq and is a predicted model, not a curated record. The transcript is spliced from 11 exons.
AUCUGACGAAAGCUUCAUAUCCAACGACACAACCGGCACAGUGCCACCCACACGGAGAAUCGCUCUUCCAUGUUAGUUUAUGUUCCCCCAGCCAGCGUGCCAGCACUGCAACGCGCAGUUGGAAUCUACGUUCACACCUACCCACUCCUGCCAUGGGUGACGAUAGUACUUUCCGUGAACGGGUUUUCAACCGCUUGAAACCUCGCGCAAACAGUUUCGACCUCAGUUCUGAAGGUAAAACGACUUCAAACCCUCGAGCUUCCAUCAAGCAGCCUCCAUACCAGGACAUGAACCAUCUGCCCGCGGGGCGUAGUGGACCAAUGGGCAACGUCAUGUCAAUGCGAACUAUAUUGUCAAGUAGCCAUCAGAAUACGAGGAAAUCAUUGACAGAUGAAAUUUUCGAGGACUUUCGCGAGAUAUGGGUCAAGAGAAGGGGGGAUGAGAUGACACCGGAGGAUCGUACCGUGCUGCUGGAGCGACUCACCGCACUCGUUGGGACUCGGAUAUGGGCGAAAAGUGCACCAAGCCGGCAAUCCGAAGACAAAACUCGAGCACAUACGCCUACUGCCCUGAAGCGAACAGCCACAGCCACAGCCGCAGACAUGGAGCAAGCAGAUUCAUGUGCCGGGGGAGGCGCCACUGACGACCCGGGGCCGCUCGCACUCCGCGGUCAGACGGGAGGUGUCUCUAUUGCUGGGGGAGUUGGUGAGGAGGACGGAAUGCAGCUGGCAGGGAACCCCAAUACUGGCGGAGAGCGGUCGGACGAUCUUCAGGCCGACGAAGAAGGCAAUGGAAUCGUCGCCAAGAGGCAAAGCACGGCACAGACGAAGAACGGACUUUCUGUCUACGGACAAGAUCAAUCGCAGCACGAAGCUACGGGGGGCGAGAAUUAUGGGAAUCUGAGGAAAUUGACGGGUUCUUCGGAAGUAGGCUUGACAGAGAAUAUUGCGCCCUUGCUCGAAAAAACACCCAUUGUUGUUCACCAGGCUCCGCAGAGCAUCUCCAAACUCUUGGCCGACAAUUCCGAGUACGUUCCGCCCGGGAUCGUGUUGGGGGCUUCCAAAAGCCAUGUUGGGGAUACGUCAGAAGUCAAACAACUCAACCACAUACCAGGCGCCCAUCGAACAAAACGAGAAUUGGAGUUUAGUAUUCCACCACCAUCUGGGCUGGGGACUCUCAUGUUCCCGAUGAACCAGACCGGAGAUAUUUUCGAGCACUCUGCGCCGGAUGCAAGUCGGAACCCAGAAGAAACCCGGCAUGUCGUCCAUGGUGCGGUCACCCCGGUCUCCGGAUUCGUAUCCUCGAAGGAUGCUUCUAGGGGCAGAGAAAUAGCCGCUACAUCCAGUGCCUCCCAGACCAUCAAAGACCGUCUACCUGAAAUUACCGAAACCGCAGAUACCCAGCAGGCCGCUUCUUCUACGCAGUGUGUAGUAUGCGAUACUACUAAUGAGGUCUCCUGGUGCAGCAUUUGCGAUACAACUUUGUGCGGAAAUUGUUGGUCCCGUCAGGUGGCUCAUCAGAACAAAAGAGGAUCCCGGGAGCACCCUAGGAUGAAAUUGUGGUUUCAAACGAUAUUGCCAUCCCUUUUCUCUUCUGAAGAACCUUCGAAUAUUGACCAAACCAAGUUCAAAUGGUAUGAAGUGGACGCAAAGGGAAAUAUCUCUCUCGAGCACCGGUAUGGAGAACUGUCUAUGGAAGCGGGUAUCGAUCACCCGAGGUAUCCUACCCUGCUCAGUUUUAUUGGAGACCCUGGUGCAGGAAAAAACACAUUGAUCAGGGCUUUGAUGAAGUGUAAGGGAGCACAACCAGGUGUUCAAACUCCGGUGGUUCAAACCAUAGGGUUUGGAAACCUUGCCAAAGAAGUUCACUUGUACGCCGACUCUUUCAAGGACGAAUCGGACACUCCCUGGCUUUACGCACAUACCGAUGAUAGUGGCGUGACGGAGAUGAGCCCGGCAGGUGCAGCCGAGGAGUCUUUGUCGUCCAACCAAGAUUGUGGAAGCAGCACAACUUCGCUACGUUCGGGCGAGCUCGGUGGCAGAUUUACUUGCACAAAUAUACUUCUCACACUUUCGGAUGUGACGGUAUAUGUUACGAGGAAUCCCCGGGUUAUCGAAGAGACCUUCGUCAAAUUGAUAUUACUGGCUAAGAUGUCCGCGGGACGACAGAUACUGCCAUACUUAUUUGUGGUAGUUAACGCGGUAGAGAAUUCGGAGUCCAUCAGUGGAGUUUCUCCUCUAUACCAUACCGAAUUUACGGAACAUACCUUGAACACCCAUGCUGAAUGUAUCCAGAAAGAGCCGCUUAAGUCAUUGGUGGACGAUUGGACGGACAGGGGGAAGAGUAUCAAGAACCUUCACGACUUGAUCUUGCGAUACUACACUGGCAUCAAGAUUAUUUGCAUUCCACACUCAAGCUCGGACCCUUCACUAGUCUUGUCUCAAUAUCGGGCACUAGUGACGGAAGUGCACAAGGCAGUGGAGCAGAUCGUUCAGGAGAAGAAAGAGGCUGAAAUUCUGCUCAAUAGCGAGGACCUGGAUGUCUACUUUGAGCAUGCAUUUUAUUACUUCUCUCAGAAUCCUUCCAGGCCGUUCAAAUUCAACUUCCUCGAGACAGUAUUUCGACGAAAUCCCGUACAGGCGGCUUUUACAGACCAAGUCAACCUAACGGCGAAGAAUCUCACAUUCAGGGGGGGGCAUGAUGACGGAGAAAAAAAUCUAGAAACUCUGGUUGCGUCGAGCAUCUUACUGGAUGUCCGCCACAAAGAAUAUCCACAGACAUUGACCGCUGCCCCGUUCGUGUUUCAGAAAUAUAAAAAAGUAUGCCAGGAAGCAACGACAGUCGGCAGACCGUCCCCGAGCGGGUCAACACCCCCGGAAACCCCAAGCAUUGGCCUCGGCCAAUCUCAGAUCCCUCUCAGUUUGCCUAUUGCUACAGGUGAAUCCGACUCUGAUCGUUUUCUUCAAGAGUACAUGCGGCAGUUGCAGGAGCUUCAGGGGGUUGCUAGGGAGACGGGAGCUGUCCAAUAUGGAGUCAGGCGGCCAAGCAUGAUCAACAUGGAGAAUGGUGCGUCUGACACUGCUGGGGUUGCCGCUUCCACCGGAGCAGCACACCAGUCUACGGUCGGUACCGAUGUCACCAACGGUUUAUUAGGACCAGACGUUGCCGACACGAAAAGCGAUGCUACCGAAUCCCACCACAGUAAUCCCGGGAGUGUGCUUUUCAAUAACCGUCGGCGGAUCCUCAAGCUUUUGUCACAGUUACGUAUCAAUAUCGAUAAAGUGCCAUCCUUUUGCCAAUGCGAAUGUUGCAAAGGACUUCCAAUUACUCAGCUACUACAGGGUGAACAAGAAAUUUUCCGCCUUUGUCAACAAGACUUUUCCGACUCUGACGCGCAGUUCGGAGACCGGAGCACGUCUGGACCGGGAUGGGAAUCGCGGGAAACGUUUCCCCGAGUCCUUGUGCUCACUGGGAAUGUUGAUCAAACUAAGGAUCUUCUGGAACACAUCAAGACAUCGAUUAGAGGAAUACCUCUAUAUGCAAUUGUCGACGUGAUAAUCUGUUCCGAAGGUUUCCGGGAGACUCUCCGCGAAAUCACUCAGGCCGAAAAGAGACAUCCAUGCAUGUUUGUCUUUCCUGAUUACAAGGCGCCGGACGAAGAAAAACGGUCCCUUGUUGAGGGGAAUUAUCGAGACUUGAGUGUAUGGGCGGGUUACUGCAAGCCAAGGCACAGGUCUAGUGGUUCUUCAGGAUCACCAUCAAUGGCAGUGAACAAGGCGGGCGAUAGGACUGGAGAGUCUAUCCCAACGAAAUCUGGCCGCCACGGCAGGUGGACGACGAAAGCCGUCGGAGUCGUCUCGAAGGCCGUCGGAGCGGGCACGAAAGCCAUCGUAGCAGGCAGGAAGGCCGCUCGGAAGGAGUUCAACUCCUCGCGACCGUCCAGCUCAAUGAUUAUGGAACACAGAACAGCAGUGGCCAAAAUACCGACUCCGGAUCUGGAGACCAUUUUCAUAUACGAAAUUGAAUACCUUCGCUGCCAUGUAAAGGCUACUGCUGACAUACCUUACGCCGCGCUGGGAUCCAUACAUUCCGAUGAAAGCUUAGCUGAGAGGCUUGUCGCCACCCUGCUUGCGAAUGUUUUCUACUUCAAGCCCGUCAAGAUCCAAAACAUUAGCACCUCCAGAGGCACCCGUUUCCGUUGUACAGGUGAAAUCCUCUGCCGUUUUGGUAGCGACCCGAAACUUCUCGCACAACUGAGAGAGGUCGUGGAAGACAGCGGACCACUGUUCUCUAUUGAGUGCAAUGGGAAAACCAUCUUGAGAUCAUUCGGAGAGAGGCUCGAUGAAGAGAAAUUCCAGCUUUCAGUAGAGUUCAUCGUCGACUCUAUCGACGCUGCGAUAAGUAUCCGCCUCAUGCGAGGUCAGCAUACGCCCUCCGUGGGCGGGUUUCCUGCCACUCUCUACGACUUGAAGAGGUUGCGCCGAAGAACACCAGGUAUGUGGGAUCUUCCGGAGUAGAUCUCUUGCUAUUGUUGCUCAUAUCGGCGCGUUGCGACAGGUCUUUGGUAACUAGGGUUUCAAUAAUUAUGGCAUAUGUAGUGGGGUUACUGUAGCUUGCAAUUCAACAUCGGCAAUUUUCAUUGGCUGGUGUGACCUUUGUGGAAUUACCAUAAUGGAUCCGACGGAGAUCCUUCUCAUCCAAUACACUCCUUCGUAGUGUGAAUCC